Molecule: messenger RNA, 1080 nt
Organism: Zophobas morio
Lineage: Eukaryota; Metazoa; Arthropoda; Insecta; Coleoptera; Tenebrionidae
Product: cathepsin B-like
Exons: 4
Coding region: 45-1016 (323 amino acids)
Biological process (GO): regulation of catalytic activity
Cellular component (GO): lysosome
Molecular function (GO): cysteine-type endopeptidase activity
Source: RefSeq, a predicted model, not a curated record
CCAAUCCUGGCAGUUGUAUACCAACAACCUUUUUCUUAACCAAAAUGACUUUCAUACCAAAAAUCGUUCUAUUUUUCGCCCUUUCGUCACUCUGUCUGGCGAAAGUCGACAUUCUCUCGGACGACUUCAUAUCGUCAAUCAACGCCAAGCAAAGCACUUGGAUCGCCGGACGUAACUUCCCUGAAGACACUCCACCAGAAAAGCUGAAACGUCUUGCCGGAAGCAUCCGUCCCUCCGGAGACGAAAAAAUUCCCCUGAAGGUACACAAAGUGGUACCUGAAGCUAUCCCCGAGACGUUCGACGGUCGAACAUACUGGUCACAAUGCGAGUCUUUGAAGAACAUUCGAGACCAAGGCAACUGCGGCUCUUGUUGGGCUUUCGGUGGUGUUGAAGCCAUCACAGACCGAAUCUGUAUCGCUUCCAAUGGCGCUGUCAAGUUCAAAGCUUCACCUGAAGACGUUUUGACGUGUUGUGGAGAGGCAAUGUGUGGGAGCUGCGACGGAGGUACGAUUAGUGGUACUUGGCAGUACUGGGUUGAAAGCGGGCUGGUUUCUGGCGGCGAUUACAACUCGAACGAGGGUUGCCAACCGUACCAAGCGGAUCCUUUCAAAGACAACGUGACCCCCGCUUGUUCUAAGACCUGUCUGAAUAGCAACUACGGCACCUCUUACAGUGCGGAUAAACACUACGGGAAAAGUCAUUACCGAGUUUCCAAUGACGUUCAACAAAUUCAAACCGAGAUUAUGCAGGGAGGGCCGGUGGAGGUACAUAUGAUGGUUUACGAAGACUUUUACAGUUACAAAUCUGGUGUUUAUAGACACACGUCUGGAGAUGAAUCUGGUGGGCACGCUGUGAAAAUUAUCGGAUGGGGCACCGAGAACGGAACUCCGUAUUGGUUGAUCGCUAAUUCGUGGGGCAGCAGCUGGGCCGAUUUGGACGGGUUUUUCAAAAUUGUGAGAGGGGAGAAUCAUUGCGAUGUUGAGACGUUUAUCUACGCUGGGGAACCUAAGCUGUAAUUGUUUUCUUAACUAACAAUAUUGUAUUAUUUAUAAAUAAAAAUUUUCUUAAAAAAAAACACAA